Molecule: messenger RNA, 2565 nt
Organism: Candoia aspera
Lineage: Eukaryota; Metazoa; Chordata; Lepidosauria; Squamata; Candoiidae
Product: fructose-1,6-bisphosphatase isozyme 2
Exons: 7
Coding region: 73-1095 (340 amino acids)
Biological process (GO): fructose metabolic process; fructose 1,6-bisphosphate metabolic process; fructose 6-phosphate metabolic process
Cellular component (GO): cytoplasm; cytosol
Molecular function (GO): fructose 1,6-bisphosphate 1-phosphatase activity
Source: RefSeq, a predicted model, not a curated record
GCAGUGGUUAGAAGGGGAAGAGAAGAACUACUAGAUUCUAGCUAAGAAAACAGGUCCUGCUUUCCAGCCAGCAUGUCGGAUCAAAGCCCCUUUGAAACAGAUAUGCUAACCCUGAACCGAUUUGUCAUGGAGAAAGGACGACGGGUGAAAGGGGCAACAGGAGAACUGACUCAGCUUUUGAACUCAAUGCUCACUGCCAUCAAGGCCAUCUCAUCAACAGUCCGAAAGGCAGGUCUUGCUCAUAUGUAUGGAAUAGCAGGAAGCAUGAAUGUGACUGGCGACGAGCAGAAAAAACUGGAUGUGUUGUCCAAUUCUCUGGUUAUCAACAUGCUGCAGUCCUCCUACAGCACUUGCGUCCUGGUCUCUGAAGAGAAUAAUGAAGCAAUUAUCACCCCAAAAGAAAAGAGGGGUAAAUAUGUGGUGUGCUUUGAUCCACUAGAUGGCUCAUCCAAUAUAGACUGUUUAGCCUCAAUAGGAACAAUAUUUGCAAUUUACAAGAAGGCAUCUGAGGAUGAGCCUUCUGAAAAGGACGCCUUACAAGCCGGACGCAACAUUGUCGCAGCAGGCUAUGCUCUAUAUGGCAGUGCGACACUAGUUGCUCUUUCAACAGGGCAAGGAGUGGACUGCUUUAUGUUGGACCCGGCUCUUGGUGAGUUCAUUUUGGUGGAAAAAGAUGUGAAAAUCAAGAAGAAAGGAAAAAUCUAUAGUCUUAAUGAAGGUUAUGCGAAGUACUUUGAUCCUGCUGUGACUGAGUAUUUACAAAAGAAGAAAUUUCCUGAGGAAGGGACAGCUCCCUAUGGAGCCAGAUAUGUAGGGUCCAUGGUGGCUGAUGUUCACCGUACCCUGGUGUAUGGUGGGAUAUUUUUAUAUCCAGCUAACCAGAAGAGCCCCAAAGGAAAGCUGCGGCUCUUGUAUGAGUGCAACCCCAUAGCUUUCAUCAUUGAACAAGCUGGCGGAAUAGCUACUACAGGCACCGAGGCGGUGCUGGAUGUAAAGCCAGAGUCUAUUCAUCAGAGAGUCCCUUUUGUUGUCGGUUCUCCAGAGGAUGUUCAAGAAUACCUCACUUUUGUACAGAAACACCAGAAAAGCAGCUAGUGACCCUCCAAAUUACCCCAUCUAUUAGCUUUUGCACUAUGUCCUGGGAAAAAUCUGAUGUUGCAAAGUAAAAGAAAUGUCCAUUCUGAUGAUCACAACAGAGAAGGGGUUUUCCCUCACUCUUAAAAAAAAAAGAUUUCUUCCUCUCACUAAAAAUAUCUAGUUGGUCAUUUUUUAAAGAAAAAACAAGAACAAAACAUGGGUCUUUUUGAAUGAACUGAGUACCUCUUUUUCUCAGACAACCUUUGCAUGUGAAAGUUCAGUCCUCACGUCUAACUGAAUUAUCUGCUGUUUUUUCCCUCCAUCAAAUCAAACACUGUGUCCACUCUUGUGACCUAUGAGGUCAUGGGUUUAUCUCCAUUUAGAUUUGAUCAAAACAAGAAUGCACUUUUUUCCAAAUGGUGUGUCCACACUGUUGGGAACUUUGCAUCACCAGCCCGGCCCAGAUGUGUACAGAUUAAAAUGGUUUUUCUUGUUUUGUUUUGCACAUAUAUUAUGCACACCAAACAUUUACAAGAUGAUUUUACUUUCAGCUAGCUAACACAAAUAACUCACACAUCUUAAAGCUCCCCAGAUUUGUUUUUCCCAAAAGCAUAAAGAAUAGAUUGUUAUGCCUACAUAGCAAAGAUGUUUCUGGUACCUUGACAAACAAAGUUUAAAGAGAGAUUCCAGUGCAAGAUUCCAAUACUAAAGUUCACAGUUUCUAUUCAAUUUGGACUUGGUUAGAUCUCUGGAUAUGACCCUACUGCUGGGGAAUCAUGUAAGCAUAUCUAGAACAACUAUCUUACCCCAUGGAAGGUUUCUGAAUGAUUUAUUUUGUUCUAUUUUAUGUACAGUUGGACCCUGUAUAAGAAUAUAACAGAUCUAUUUAUUUAGUUUAAUAUUUGUAGCCCAUUUUUUUGAAAAAAAAUAAUGAUUUAGAAUAAAAGAGCAUUGUUGCCCAUGUUUUUUACAAUUAUUCUUCAGUAUCAUUUGACAUCUGAGAUCAACACGGUCUGCAUCUCACAAAAUUGGCUUGACUUCUCAGUAAUUAAUCUGUUAAUCUUUGAGGUUCCAUCAGAGUCCCUAAUUGCCUCUCCUGCUAUAUCACUAUUUUAUACAAAAUUCCAAGCUGCCUCAUCAAGUUGAAAUCCCAUACCCGCUUCUUAAUAUUCUUUUAAGGCAUAGAGAAUAGCUUGUUGUGUUUGAUAUAAAAGCUAUUUGUGUGUUAGAUUUAUACCCUGCCUUUCCUUCAUGAGCAAAAGUUGGCUUCCGUGGCAUUUUUUCCUGCAUACUAUAUUUUUCCUCCCAACAUUCCUGGACUGAGAGUAUAUGAGAAUGACUAGACCAGCAACCCAGUGAAACUAAAACCUGUGUCUUCCUAGUCCUAGUUUAAAGCCAUAACUACUACCUGAUUCUCCUCUGAAGAUAUUCCUCUGAUUUCAAAUGAUGUUGUUACACACUGUUCUUCAAAUAUUGCUGAUGUUCUUG